AUGGAUCCGUACAGACCAGUUCAUUAUGCUCCGUAUCGACCAUACGCGCCACAAAGUGGACCAACUUACGUACCUGCUUCUAGGCCGGGCUACUUACCUACCGUUCAGCCGGCUCGACCAAAUUAUCUAGGCCAGAGGCCGGGGUAUGGACCUUUACCCAUCGGCGGUGCUCAAGGUAUAGUCGCGUCUGGCUCAGAAGUUGAAAAGCUAACUACACUUUUUAUUGGGGGGAUAUCACCGGGAGUGACAGACGAUUGGAUGGAAAGGAUCCUCAAGACAUGCGGCUCAUUAAAAUCUUGGAAACGUGUCAAAGACCAAUCUGGAAACCCUAAGGGGUUUGGUUUCGCUGAAUAUUUAGAUGCAGAUAGUGUUCUUCGCGCAUUGCGAGUGUUGGGAGGUGAAGGGCCUGGUGACGACAAAAAAGACAAAGGUGUUGUGCUACCCGCCUUAGAAGAUGGGGCUGUGGGAAAAAAAUUAAUAGUUAAAGCAGACGAAACUACUAGAAAAUAUCUUGAUCAAUAUGAGGCAUCAAGACCAAGAACUGUGCAUGAUACCGAACUCGAUAAAAAUGCUCUUUUAUCUGUCAUAACUGUCGUACAAAAUAUGACCAAGCCUCAGGAAUCCAGGGACCAUUUAAUGCCUCAUGAUAAUAGGUCUGGAAUCCGAAAAUCUCCAAAUUCAGAACACAUUGAUCAUAUGGAGAAAGACGAAGACACUGAUCUACCUGCUGAUCUCCCCCCUGAACAAAAAGAUUUAAUAUACCGAGAAAUCGCGUUCUUUCGAGAGCCUAAAGAGCGAUCUCAUAGAAGAGAGAGCAGAGAACGGCAACAAUACGGACAUUAUCAUCAACCUGUCAAUUUUGUUCCCGCCAGAGAAUCUAGACGAGAGUCCUAUGCCUUGGAUGAUGAGGAUGAAGAGCAAAAACGUCAGGCAAAAAGGAAGACUGAGAUGGAAAUGGCUUUUAAAGAGCGGGAACGACGUUGGCAACAUAGGGAAGAAACCAUGGCAGCAAAUCGUGAACGUGAAUUAGAACGUGAAAUAGAUGCAAGAGAAAAGCAAAUACGUGAUCGUGAAUUAAUGGCAAGAAAAUUAGCGGAGUGGGAUGAUGAUAUCGAAGCCGAAAGGGGACAAGAAGAUUACUAUCGAGAUCGAAAUCGAUGGUGGUUCCAUAGACAACAAUUCCGAGCACGCGAAAUGGCAAUGGAUGAACAAGAUAAGCUUCGAGAACAACAAGAGAUUGAGACAGAAUUACGCCAGCAGGAAUUGGAAAAGACGCUCGAAGAAGAGAAAAAACAGCGCUCUGAAAUUACAGAGACUGAAUUGAAUGAAGAGAAAGAAUUAGCACCUUUUACGACGAAUGGAUCUUCGCAAAGUGGUACAAAUAUCAAAGCAAAACUUACCUUAAAUAUUUCUUCAAAGCGGCGGGCUGCAUUAAUGACAACUGAAGAUAGGAAAAGAAGAAUUAAAGAUUUAGUGGAAACUAUUCCAACCGACAAAGAAGGUUUAUGGAAAUGGAAUGUAAAGUGGGAAGAGCUAGAUGAAAAUAUUCUUAAUAAUAAGUUACGAUCUUUUGUCAGUAAGAAGAUAGUGGGGUAUCUUGGAGUUCAAGAAGAUGAAUUAGUUUCUUUUGUAAUGGAUCACUUGCGCAAUAAUAAAUCCGCAGCACAAUUAACCAAAGAAAUGGAAAUGACAUUAGACGAAGAAUCGGAACUUUUCGUAAUGAAGUUAUGGCGUAUGCUUAUUUAUGAAACCGAAAGCAAAGCCAGAAAAUUAUAA
This is a messenger RNA of Cetraspora pellucida, 1776 nucleotides long. The record is from the annotation of a GenBank genome assembly. Lineage: Eukaryota; Fungi; Glomeromycota; Glomeromycetes; Diversisporales; Gigasporaceae.